AUGGCUCAAGACAGCGACAAGCCUACUGCCGCCGACAAGGGAAAGGGCAAGGCGGUUGAGAAUGGCAAGCCUGAUGAUGUUCUCAAGGAGAAGGAUAAGGAUGGCAAGCCUCUUGCGAAUGGAAAGAAGGCCGACGACAAGGAUGACACUACAGAAGAGCUCAGUGAGGAAGACCAACAACUCAAGAGCGAGCUCGACAUGCUCGUUGAGCGCUUGACGGAGCCCGACUCGUCCCUCUACAAACCAGCCUUGGAGGCCAUGAAGAACUUCAUCAAGACAUCCACAUCAUCCAUGACCGCUGUCCCGAAGCCGCUGAAGUUUCUCCGACCCCACUACGAGACCAUGACCGACCUAUACGAGAAUUGGCCAGCAGGCGACGACAAGAACUCAUUGGCUGACGUGCUGUCCGUGAUCGGCAUGACUUUCUCAGAUGAAGACCGACAAGAUACUUUAAAGUACAGGCUGUUGGCACCAACGCAGGACAUUGGCUCCUGGGGGCAUGAGUAUGUACGGCAUCUGGCUCUGGAGAUCGGAGAGGUCUACGCCAAGAGGAUCACAGCCGAGGAAACCACCUCCGACUUGGUGGAUCUGGCGCUGUCCCUAGUGCCUCUAUUUCUUAAGAGCAACGCGGAGGCCGAUGCGGUUGAUCUGAUGAGCGAGCUGGAGAUCAUUGAAAAGCUUCCGGAGUUCAUCGACGAAGAGACUUACUCCAGAGUUUGCUUGUACAUGGUCUCUAUGGUCAACCUUCUGACAUAUCCAGACAACGAGCUGUUCCUUCGUGUCGCUCAUGACAUAUACAAGGAAUACAACCAAUACACACAGGCCAUGGUCCUGGCGAUCCGUCUCAAUGAUACGGAGCAGAUCAAGGCAGACUUCGAGGCAGCUACGGACCCCACACUGAAGAAGCAGUUGGCGUUCCUGAUCGCGCGGCAGAGGAUAUUCCUUGACUCGGAGGAUGAGGAUCCCGAAGUGCAAGAGAGUCUCAGCAAUCUUCGUUUGUCAGAGCACUUCAAGACGCUUGGCAAGGAGCUUAACAUUCUCGACCCCAAGACGACCGAGGACAUUUACAAGAGCCAUCUUGAGAGCAGCCGUGUGGCUGGGAUGACCAACCUGGACUCCGCUCGUCACAAUCUGGCUGCAGGAUUUGUCAAUGCCUUCGUGAAUGCUGGCUUCGGCAACGACAAGAUGAUGCUGGUUGACAAAGACACUAACAGCUGGGUGUGGAAGACCAAGGACGAAGGCAUGAUGUCAACAGUUGCAUCAUUGGGAACUCUGCUCCUUUGGGAUGUCGAGAAUGGCCUCGACAAGAUCGACAAAUACACAUACUCUGAGGAGCCGCAAAUCGUUGCGGGCGCUAUGCUUGCUAUCGGAAUCAUGAACGCCGGCGUGAAGAUGGACUCGGAGCCUGUCAUGGCCCUGCUUGGAGAGCCCGAAAAGCUCGAGCACUCCAACCCUCUCAUCCGUGUUGCUUCGAUCAUGGGACUUGGCCUGACAUACGCCGGCUCUAACAAGGAAGAGCUGCUUGAGAAGCUUCUGCCUAUCAUUAACGACACAACACAGGAUAUGCAGAUUUCAGCCAUGGCAGCGUUGGCCUGCGGUCUGAUUUUCGUCGGCACAUCUCACCCAGACGUGACAGAAGCAAUCAUCACGACUUUGCUGGAUGACGAGCGUCAGAACCAGUUGAAGGACAAAUGGACACGAUUCCUGGCUCUGGGACUUGGCCUGCUUUUCUUCGGCAAGCAAGAAGAAGUAGAUGUUAUUCUGGAGACACUCAAGGCUAUCGACCACCCUGCAGCGAAGCCCACCGCCGUUCUGGCUGAGAUAUGUGCUUGGGCAGGCACUGGCGCUGUGCUGAAGAUCCAAGAGCUCCUGCACAUGUGCAAUGAGCACAUGGAGGAGUCUGACGAGAAGAAGGGAGAUGAGUUGGUGCAAUCUUACGCCGUACUUGGCCUCGGCUUGCUUGCCAUGGGCGAAGAAGUUGGCCAGGAGAUGGUGCUUCGCCAGUUCGGCCAUCUGAUGCACUAUGGUGAGCCCAACAUUCGCCGCGCCGUUCCUCUGGCCAUGGGCUUGAUCAGUCCAAGCAAUCCUCAGAUGAAAGUCUACGACACCCUCUCACGAUACAGUCACGACAACGAUAACGACGUUGCGAUCAACGCCAUCUUUGCCAUGGGCCUGCUCGGUGCCGGUACAAACAAUGCCAGGUUAGCGCAACUGCUCCGGCAAUUGGCAAGUUACUACCACCGUGAGAAGGAGUCACUGUUCAUGGUACGAAUUGCUCAAGGUCUCCUGCACAUGGGCAAGGGUACCAUGUCACUCAGCCCCUUCCACACUGACCGACAGAUCCUGUCGCGGGUCUCAUGUGCGGGUCUACUAGCUGUGCUCGUCGCCAUGAUUGACGCUAAGCAAUUCAUCACCAAGAACUCUCACUAUCUCUUGUACUUUUUGGUUACCGCCAUGCACCCACGCUUCCUCGUCACGCUUGACGAGAACCUCAAGCCCCUAACAGUCAACGUCCGCGUUGGUCAGGCGGUUGAUGUCGUCGGCCAAGCUGGUCGCCCUAAGACCAUCACUGGGUGGCAGACGCAGAGCACCCCUGUACUGCUGGGAUACGGCGAGCGGGCGGAGCUCGAGGACGAGGAAUACAUCAGCGUGAGCAAUGUGCUCGAGGGUCUUGUAAUUCUCAAGAAGAACCCGGAGUGGGAAGACGGCAGCAGGAGACACGAUGCGCUGCAGAUCAUGAACAAGGUCAUGUUCAUUGGGCUACUCAUUGAGUAA
Molecule: messenger RNA, 2775 nt
Organism: Diaporthe amygdali
Lineage: Eukaryota; Fungi; Ascomycota; Sordariomycetes; Diaporthales; Diaporthaceae
Exons: 5
Coding region: 1-2775 (924 amino acids)
Biological process (GO): proteasome-mediated ubiquitin-dependent protein catabolic process; regulation of protein catabolic process
Cellular component (GO): nucleus; proteasome storage granule; proteasome complex
Molecular function (GO): enzyme regulator activity
Source: RefSeq, a predicted model, not a curated record